AUGUCUCUGCGUCGAAUUCAGAGAGUACCCCGGCGGCAGAUACUCUCGCUGACCCGGUUUAACUUCUACACACAACAGAGAUGUGGCUUCCGGAAGGCCCCAAAAAAGGCUGAGGUCAAGAAGGGAGAGAUGGAGGAAGCUGGACCUAAGCAAACAGUCCCCAGUGAGGAGGUUGCCCAGAGGAAGGGAUACUCCCUCCAAGCGGAGACCCCUGCUCUCCACAUUCCCCGCAGGUCCUUUGGAAAACUUCUGAAGCCUCUGGUAUUCACAGUUGGGUUUACAGGCUGCUCCUUUGGUGCUGCGGCUAUCUGGCAAUACGAGUCUCUGAAGUCACGUGUGCAGAGCUACUUUGACGAGGUCCGAACGGAUUGGCUGGAAAAACUACGGCCGCAGAAACAGGGCGACAUCCGCAAACAGGUGAACCAGUGGUGGAACAGUCUGAGCGAGGGUCAACGGACAGUUACAGGGAUCAUUGGCUUGAAUGUCCUGGUGUUUUGCUGUUGGAGAAUCCCCUCCUUGCAGAGAGCUAUGAUCACAUACUUCACCUCCAACCCUGCGUCCAAGGCACUGUGCUUUCCCAUGAUCCUCUCCACCUUCAGCCACUACUCGCUGUUCCACAUGGCGGCCAACAUGUAUGUGCUGUGGAGCUUUUCUUCCAGCAUUGUGUCUUUGCUCGGCCCAGAGCAAUUCAUGGCUGUCUACCUGUCUGCAGGUGUUAUCUCCACGUUCGGCAGCUAUUUGGCUAAGACAGCCACAGGACGCCUGGGUCCUUCACUUGGGGCGUCAGGUGCCAUAAUGACAGUCCUGGCCGCAGUCUGUACUAAGAUGCCUGAGGCCAAGCUGGCCAUCAUCUUCCUGCCCAUGUUCACCUUCACCGCAGGCAGCGCCUUGAAAGCCAUUGUUGCCAUGGAUACAGCAGGCCUUUUUCUGGGAUGGAAGUUUUUCGAUCACGCUGCCCACCUGGGCGGGGCCCUGUUUGGAAUUUGGUAUGUUUCAUAUGGCCACGAGCUAAUCUGGAAGAACCGCGAGCCGCUCGUGAAGUUCUGGCACGACCUGCGGACCAAGGGCCCGGGCGGGGGCGGGGGCGGGACCGGCUCCUUCUAGGCUGGUUUUGGGGAAGGGAGCUGGGGACGCCAUUGGUCUCCCAUGCGGAGACGGACAUGUGAAACGCGCCUGUUGCCUGGACUGCAGGAGGAGAGGAUUCUGGGAAUGGGCUCCUCUCCCAGGCCCUUGUAUAAACUGUUUUAUCCCUCUGUGUAAAUCAUGCAGCUGUUUUUCAUUAAAAUAAUCUCUGAGAGACUUUUCACCGAGCAGAGAGGGUUCUGCUUGUUUCUCUGCUGGGGGCACUAGA
Molecule: messenger RNA, 1351 nt
Organism: Anguilla rostrata (American eel)
Lineage: Eukaryota; Metazoa; Chordata; Actinopteri; Anguilliformes; Anguillidae
Product: presenilin-associated rhomboid-like protein, mitochondrial
Exons: 10
Coding region: 1-1104 (367 amino acids)
Cellular component (GO): membrane
Molecular function (GO): serine-type endopeptidase activity
Source: RefSeq, a predicted model, not a curated record